UUAGCAAUUGAUUAUCUAUUAAAAUUUGGCUCCAGUUUUGAGAUUUUAUAGCUCAAAAACUGAAAAAAGGUCAAAUUUCAGAAUUUUUCAAGGUCAAAUUUCAACUUGCAUUAAUUCGACCAAAUCUUUUUUAAAAAUCAUCUACAAGUUGUCUGGAGUUCAUAUAUGAUCUUAAAUUUGAUAUUUAACCUUUAGUUGACCUUCUAAUUGGCAAUGCCUACAGGGCCUCCGUAAGAUUGCUUGCAAUCUUCUAGUUUUGCAUCAAACAAUGACAUUGAGAAGCUUUACUGAUGGAGAUUGGAUUAAACAGCAACAGGUCGGACGGAGUGGAAUAUAUAAGCAUGAUAAAUGAUAGUAGAACUGAGUUCAUUGUCAAUACGAAUCUGUCAAUGGCAUCAACUGUUACUUUCCCAGUAGAGAACACUUUUAACAACUCUCAAUGGACUGAUGAUGGCGCGUUUUACGAAGACGAAUAUCAUCAUGUAGGCUUACUACCAAUCGUAAGAGCAUUGAACCAGUACGUUCAACCUUUUAUCAUUGUGCUGGGACUUUGUGGAAACGCAUUAGUGUUUUUAAUCUAUGGUCUGGGAUAUCAACGAAAACAGUCAUCGAGUGUAUAUUUGGCGACCAUAGCGCUCUCAGACAGUGGAUUUCUUUUAACUCUACUAGGAUCUUGGUUAGAAACUUGGGGUGUGCCAGCGUUCAAUACGAAUGUAUUGUGUCAAUUAAACAUAUAUUUAUCCUAUAUUUGGGCGUUUAUCUCCGUUUGGUCGUUGGUGUGUUUCUCAGUGGAGCGGUUUAUCGCUGUUUUCUAUCCCUUCAAACGCGACAGGGUUUGUACUGUGCGACGUGCGAAGAUAGUUGUUUGUGUCGUUACCAUAGUUGCAUUGCUAGGUUACAGCUGCGCUUUGUGGUCCAACAAAGUCAGGAAUUUCGGUGGUAAUAAAAACUUAUGCGCUCCUGACCCCAAUUGGCCUCGUAUUCUCCAAAUAUUGACACAUGUUGAUAUGGUGAUGUCAUUCGCCAUUCCUUUGAUAGCUAUCAUGGUACUUAACAUAAGUAUCUGCGUGAAGAUAACGCGGUUCUACCGCAGCCAAAAAAGACCAAUGGCGCAGACGAGGUUCACUCCGGGUGGAGCACCGCAGACACGAAUUAUACUACGUAGGCAUACGUCUGGUGGAUCGAGAACGGAGGAUUCUAUGAAUAAUGCGAUUCAGAUGAAGGUUACCAUAGUACUGGUCGUGAUCUCUGUGGCUUUUAUAAUACUAAAUCUCCCGACGAAUGUACUACGCCUAGUCAUGUUAUUUUCGGCGCUUGGUCACAGAGACCUAACGUUAUUACACGACGGACAAAUCCUUUUACAGCAAAUUUUCCAGAUUCUGUACUACACCAAUUAUGGCAUUAACUUUUUCCUUUAUUUGGGGUUUUCCAAACAAUUCAGACAUGCCUUUACGAAAUAUUUUAAGAUGUACAAGGAGCGGUUCGGAACAUGUUGGCUGAAAUUGAAGCGAAGGCGAUUUCACUCUAGGAGGCGUCAAUCGAGUCGGACUUCAAGAACCAGUGUAAAGACUCUAACAUUUAACCUUACAGCCGACGAACACUUGAAAAAACGUAAUAGUAGACCGAGUCUGAAGUUCCGAGACUAGCGGAAAGAUUACAUCUUUUUCAUUACAAAAAACUAUUUAAUCAGAAGGAAUUCAACUGAUCCAGUGCCAUACUAUACAUCUUCCGUUUAUUAAGUGAUUAACUCCUGCAACGCACAAUAGCGCUGUUAAGUCGUUCAUCAUUAUUACGAUCAGAUUAUUUGUUAUUUUCAUAAACGCAUCUCGUGAAAUCCGACUUUGGGAUCUUUUGUAGAAUGGAAUUUCACGGACUUGAAAAAUGUAUAAGUUAACCGAUUAGAUCUCUUUUCUAUUAAUAUAUUUUAUUCACAAAAAUUCAG
This is a messenger RNA of Owenia fusiformis, 1942 nucleotides long. Lineage: Eukaryota; Metazoa; Annelida; Polychaeta; Sabellida; Oweniidae. The record is from the annotation of a GenBank genome assembly.